Hirundo rustica (Barn swallow) is the source of this 4796-nucleotide messenger RNA. RefSeq names its product 5'-3' exoribonuclease 2 (gene XRN2). Bases 59 to 2866 code for a protein of 935 amino acids. Gene Ontology annotation, molecular function: 5'-3' RNA exonuclease activity; RNA binding. Lineage: Eukaryota; Metazoa; Chordata; Aves; Passeriformes; Hirundinidae. Gene Ontology annotation, cellular component: nucleus. The transcript is spliced from 30 exons. The record is from RefSeq and is a predicted model, not a curated record. Gene Ontology annotation, biological process: nuclear-transcribed mRNA catabolic process.
GACCCCGGAAGCGCCGGUGCCGCCGGUUCCACUCGCCGCGGCCCGUCCAGCUCCCGCCAUGGGGGUCCCGGCCUUCUUCCGCUGGCUCAGCCGCAAGUACCCCUCCAUCAUCGUCAACUGCGUCGAGGAGAAGGCCAAAGAGUGCAAUGGUGUCAAGGUGCCCAUUGACACAAGCAAACCCAACCCCAACGAGGUGGAGUUCGACAACCUCUACCUGGACAUGAACGGCAUCAUUCACCCCUGCACGCACCCAGAGGACAAGCCAGCGCCCAAAAAUGAAGAUGAAAUGAUGGUGGCGAUUUUUGAGUAUAUCGACAGGAUCUUCAACAUUGUGAGACCAAGGAGACUUCUUUACAUGGCCAUAGAUGGAGUGGCUCCACGUGCCAAAAUGAAUCAACAGCGGUCCAGGAGAUUCAGAGCCUCAAAGGAGGGAAUGGAAGCUGCUGAGGAGAAGCAAAAAAUACGACAAGAAAUUCUGGCCAAAGGUGGCUUUCUGCCUCCAGAGGAGGUGAAGGAGAGGUUUGACAGCAACUGUAUCACCCCGGGAACUGAGUUUAUGGACAAUCUUGCUAAAUGCCUCCGCUAUUACAUCGCUGACCGCUUGAACAGCGACCCAGGCUGGAAGAACCUGACAGUUAUUUUGUCAGAUGCCAGUGCUCCUGGUGAAGGGGAGCAUAAAAUCAUGGAUUACAUUAGGAGACAAAGAGCUCAACCAAACCAUGACCCAAACACUCACCACUGUCUGUGUGGGGCUGAUGCUGAUCUGAUCAUGCUUGGCUUAGCAACACAUGAACCAAACUUCACCAUCAUUAGGGAAGAGUUCAAACCAAACAAACCCAAGCCAUGUGCUCUCUGUAACCAGAUGGGGCAUGAGGUUAAGGAUUGCCAAGGUCUGCCCAGAGAGAAACAAGGAAAGCACGAUCAGUUUGCUGACACCCUGCCGAUCUCGGAGCAAGAGUUCAUCUUCAUCCGACUGUGUGUCCUGCGAGAGUACUUGGAGAGAGAACUCACCAUGGCCAGCUUGCCUUUCACUUUUGAUUUUGAGAGGAGUGUUGAUGACUGGGUCUUCAUGUGCUUCUUUGUGGGGAAUGACUUCCUUCCUCAUCUGCCAUCUCUGGAGAUCAGGGAGGGAGCAAUCGAUCGCUUGGUUAACAUCUAUAAAAACGUGGUGCACAAAACUGGGGGCUACCUGACUGAAAGUGGGUUUGUGAACCUGCAGCGGGUCCAGAUGAUCAUGCUGGCUGUUGGGGAAGUUGAAGACAGUAUUUUCAAAAAGAGGAAGGAUGACGAUGAUAACUUUAAAAGACGGCAAAAAGAAAAAAGGAAGAGAUUGAAGAGGGAUCAGCCUUCCUUUAUUCCUGGUGGCCAGUUUUCCCCUCAAGCCCUGGGAAAUCGAUCCAGCCCUCAGGCAAUCUGUAACCCUCGACAAGCUGCCUUUGAGAUGAGGAUGCACGACAGACAGAACUCUACAACUUCAGCAUCUCCAAACACCUGCAUGACUCCUGAUGGCAGCCCGUCCCUGGGAGGAGGAAUUAAGCGGAAAGCUGAGGACAGUGACAGUGAACCGGAGCCAGAGGAUAAUAUCAGGUUGUGGGAAACUGGUUGGAAGCAGCGCUACUAUAAAAACAAAUUUGAUGUGGAUGCCUCAGAUGAGAAAUUCCGUCGCAAGGUUGUGCAGUCCUACGUGGAAGGGCUUUGCUGGGUCCUCAGAUAUUAUUAUCAGGGCUGUGCAUCCUGGAACUGGUAUUACCCUUUCCACUACGCUCCCUUUGCCUCGGACUUCGAGGGCAUUGCAGACAUGCCUUCGGACUUUGAGAAGGGCUCCAAACCGUUCAAGCCUCUUGAACAGCUGAUGGGGGUGUUCCCGGCUGCCAGUGGAAACUUCCUGCCGCCAACGUGGAGGAAACUCAUGACAGACCCGGAAUCAAGCAUCAUUGACUUCUACCCCGAAGAUUUUGCGAUUGAUUUGAAUGGGAAGAAGUAUGCUUGGCAAGGUGUGGCAUUGUUGCCCUUUGUGGAUGAGCGACGCCUCAGAGCUGCCCUGGAGGAAGUGUACCCUGACCUCACUCCUGAAGAGAGCAGGAGGAACAGCCUUGGUGGUGAUGUUCUCUUUGUGGGCAAGCACCAUCCACUCUGUGACUUCAUUGUGGAGCAGUACAAGACCAAGAACGCAGAGGCAGUGGACAUCCCGCCAGAGCUGUGCCAUGGCAUCCAGGGAAAGCUCACCCUGAAUGACAACGCUGUUCUUCCAGAUCAGGUGGUGCAGUCUCCUGUUCCCAUGCUGCGGGAUCUGACACAGAACUCGGCAGUCAGCAUCUCAUUCAAAGAUCCACAAUUUGCUGAAGACUUCGUUUUCAAGGCUACAGUGUUACCUGGGGCAAAGAAACCUGCUCCAGUUCUGAAGCCAGGAGACUGGGAAAAAAACAACAAUGAUGGCAGGCCUUGGAGACCACAGCUUGGCUUUAACAGGGAUAGGAAACCAGUGCAUUUGGACCAGUCAGCAUUCAGAACCUUGGGGCACACGAUGCCGAGGGACAGGGGCAUGCCAGGGAUGUACCCCAAUGCCGUGCCGCUCGGAGCCUACGGCAGCCCCUACGCCAGGCCCCUCAUGGGCAGCCAGCAGCAGAUCCCCAAACUGCUGUCAAAUCUUCGACCGCAGGAGUCCUGGCGAGGUCCCACACCCUUGUUCCAGCAGACACCACAAAGAACCGCCGGAGCUGCUCCUCUCCUCGCCUGGAACCGCAUGCUGCAAUCUCCAAACCAGUUCCAGCCAGCCCAGUACCAGGGCCUGGGGCCAAUGGGAUACCCACAGAGACCCGAGGACCGCAUGGACAGGGGUAGACAGCGUACAGAACCCAUGGUCUGAAGAGGUUAAUAAACGCGCUGCCACCGAGUGCUUACAAAAUUAAUGCAGCUGCCAUGGAUCUGGGGGGCUCCCUGGGAGUGGGGCUUUGCUGCCUUCCAGCUCUCCCAGAGAACCAAAGAAUGAACUUGCUGGAGUGCUGCAGGUGUUGGGCAGUUUUAUUCCAGCCUGGAGCAGCACACAACAGAGCGUCCGCAUCCACGGCUGGUGCAGUGCUCCCGGACCUCUGCUUUGUCCUUCCCGGCUGAUGGUUUGGAAGGGUUUUUUAAAGAAUGUAGCCAACUUGUUUCCUAUUUUAAUUUUGUUCAUCAUGCCGGGAAACAAAUCUUCCCUGUAAGGGCAGGCUGCAGGAGCCUCCCUGGCAGGUCUGCUCCCUGGCUCCAUGGUUUCCGUGGUUAUCCCUGCCGUCGUGGGCUGGAAUAAAGAGGGAUUUCUCUUUUAAAGAAAGGAAAGGAAGCCCCUUUUCUCCUCCACACGAAAAAUCCCCGAGUAAAGAGCAGACCAAGCCUGUAGCUGGUGUUGGUGCAUCACCUUUGAUUAACUUGCUGGUCUCUGCAAUGUACCAGGUUUGCAAAUCAUUUUAAAUGCUUCAGGGGGGCUCUGUGAAAUUUUCCAAUGGAUUUUUCCCCUGGAUACUUGGUGUACCAAAUGCCUGAAUUUAAGUACAAAUAUACAUCUAAUUUGGAGUAAUUUCCAAAGUGCGAUUUGGAUCUCUUUGACCUCUUAUUAAAGUGAACGAGUGCUGGAAAAUGCCACUUCUGCAACAGAUGCAGCUUUAGUUUUUCCUUAAAAUAAUUUUGUUUAAAAAUUAUGAGUGCGAGCUGCCCCUCAUAUUGCUGUCUGUCUCUGACUCCAGCAUUUGUCCUUUUCCUGCAGAGCACAGCAGAGGUGUCACAGGUGGGAAGUCCCUUGCCCAUGGUGCUGGCUGGGCGUGGAUUUACUUUGGAUUCCAAAGUUGGUGCUGCAUAGCUCCGCUCUGCACCAAGGGAUCCAGCCCGAGGCCGUGUUUUUGGGAGACUCCACAGCCAGAUGAGGAAUGCUCAGCCCUGCUCCUGGCAUCUCUCUGUGCAAAGGAUGUUUUGUCCCCAUUCUGUGCGGCGCCUAGAGUUUGCCCCACUUGUUUACUCGUGCUGCUAAUCCCAAAAAUAAAUGGUUGCUUUUGUUUGUUUGUUUGCAGGCGUACGGCCCCGGGAGGCCCUACCCGCUCCCACCUCCUGCAGGAAGGUACAGCUGGAAUUAGCUCCUGCAUCCCGUUUUUUUUUUUAAAUAUGGAAAACGUCCGGGUUUUUUGCUUUUGUUCUUUUUAUUAUUUGUGGGGUGAGGGGGAAAAAAAAAAAAUCAAGCACCAUCUUUGUAGUUUUUAAACUGAUGCCUGUUUUAAAUGUGCACAUUUCUUACGGACCUGAUGAUGAUUUUUUUGGGAGGGACUGGAAAGAGCGGAUUGCCGUCGGACGCGGUGGGAGUGCUGUGUUGUCCUCCUUACGUAUCCAAGCUAUGCCGAGCACUGCCUGCCACUCUGAACUCCGAACAUCCGAACACAAGAGCCUGAAAACAGACCCGGAGAUGCAAAGAAUGCCCAGAAGUGGGGUUUUAUGAACUCCCGGAGCAGACCCAGCAAGCAGCCGGCAGCACUGAAAGGCACAGCCCUCACUGCUCCUUGGCAGAUGCUUCCUUCGGUUUCUCACAGAGAAGUUUUUCGGACUCUGAAGUAAAACAUUUCAACUUACACGCCGUCUGCCUGUUUCUGGUGUGGGUUUUGUCAUGGCACGACCAGGCAGGAGCCGUGGGUUUGUCUGUUUGAUACCUAAUUUAAAAUAGCUGUGACGGGCAGAGAUUCCAUUUGUUUUUAGCACUCUUUCUAGGGAUUUUCUGUGUGAGUGUACCAAAUCAGUAAAUAUUUUUAUUUGCUUUAUAAAGUGGCUUUUGAAAUUCA